CAUCUCUCCGGAGCGCCUCCCUGGCAGCUUCGCUCCACAGCCAGACUUUUUAAUACAAAUCUCCACCUCUAGACUUAAAAUCCCAAAAGAAGUUUUGCGCCAAAGAGGGGAAGAGAGGAGUUGGAACGAGGCAGGCGAAGUUCCCCCUCCGCUGCGCCCCCCGCCCCCGGCUCCGCGCCCUGGGGACAGCUGGCAGCCCCGCGCCGGACCAGACAAAGCGGAUCAAUCCCGGCGGCGCGGGGGUGGGAGGACGACCCGCCAGGGCAUCCCUUCCGCUCUUCGCCUGCUCCUGCCCCAUUAGGACCCAGCCGACACCUCGUCCGGCGUCCACGGUCCGCCCUCGGCCCCCCACCCCAAAAAGAAAGGCCCAGACCCCAUCCCUGGGCUAGCGAAGACCUGGCUCCGGCAUCCAGCUGAGAGCGCCCCAGGCCGGGAGAAACUGACGUCGCAUCAGGGUCCGCCCCUCCCCUCCCUAGUCUCCACGGGUCUCUCCUCCUCUCUCGUCCCAGAAGUUCAGGGGCCCCCGCCCGGCCUCCCGCACUCCGGCCGCCGGGACCUUCGGCCUCCGACGAGCAGCCAGCUCGGGCCCCCGGGAAGAUGGCGAGGAGGAGCCGCCACCGCCUCCUCCUCCUGCUGCUGCGCUACCUGGUGGUCGCCCUGGGCUAUCAUAAGGCCUAUGGAGUCUCUGCCCCAAAAGACCAUAAAGUAGUCACAGCAAUAGAAUAUCAAGAGGUUAUUUUAGCCUGUAAAUACCCGAAGAGGACCAUUGCCUUCAGAUUGGAGUGGAAGAAACUAGGGCAGAGUGUCUCCUUCGUCUACUAUCAACAAGCUCUUCAAGGUGAUUUUAAAGAUCGAGCUGAGCUGAUUGAUUUCAGUAUACGGAUCAAAAAUGUUACAAGACGUGAUGCCGGGAAAUAUCGUUGUGAAAUUAGUGCUCCGUCUGAACAAGGCCAAAACCUGGAAGAGGAUACGGUCACCCUAGAAGUAUUAGUGGCUCCAGCAGUUCCAUCAUGUGAAGUACCCAAUUCUGCUCUGAGUGGAACUGUGGUGGAGCUGCGAUGUCAAGACAGAGAAGGGAAUCCAGCCCCUGAAUACACGUGGUUUAAGGAUGGCAUCCGUUUGUCAGGGAAUCCUAAACUUGGCUCCCAAAGCACCAACAGCUCAUACACAAUAAAUACAAAAUCUGGAACUCUGCAAUUUAACACAGUUUCAAAACUGGACAGUGGAGAAUAUUCCUGUGAAGCCCGUAAUUCUGUUGGAUAUCGCCGGUGUCCUGGGAAACAAAUGCAAGUAGAUGAUCUCAACAUAAGUGGCAUCAUAGCAGCUGUAGUAGCUGUGGCCUUAGUGAUUUCCAUUUGUGGCUUUGGUGUGUGCUAUGCUCAGAGGAAAGGCUACUUUUCAAAAGAAACCUCCUUCCAGAAGAGUGGUUCUGCAUCUAAAAGCACUACAAUGAGUGAAAAUGAUUUCAAGCAUACAAAAUCCUUUAUAAUUUAAAAGAAUUCCACCUUUGAGAUACACCAAAACCACAGUUGUUACACAAGUUAUUAAAAGAUUAUAAAACUCUGCUUUGUCUUACAUUUACAAAGAGGUUCAUGGCAAGAUGAAAUUGGUAUUUCAUUAUAACUUUUAUGACUGCUAAAUCACUUGAAAUUGUUAUUUUAAACAAAUAGUUGUGUCAGCACCUGAAAUAUAGUCUGGCUUCUUGUGUCUGGACUAAGUUAAAAGAAACAAAAUACUCUGUAACAUUCUGAGGUUUGUGAAAUGUUAAUGUCCUAACUUCUAGAGAAAGUUAUUAAAAUAUACCAUAUAUUCAUUGUGAAAUUAAUCCACAGAACAUGCAAAUGUAAACCGCAAGCACCCUCUGUGCAAGAGUCUGAUUUAGAGGGUUCAGAAAAUACUCUGACAGAUGCAAAAGGAAACUGGUCUCAUUUCCACCCAAAUCCUCUUUUCUCCCCUAAUACAAUCCUUAUUCUGCUGCUCAUUUAUCAUGACUAUAUCCCCAGGAGGGAGGUAGCGGGAGUGGGUCUUAUGCCCAAGGAUUUGCACCUCGUGUUUACUUCCAUUUCUGAGAACCAAAAACAACAUGAAGAAAAAUACCUAACGACCAGAACUCACUCACCUGGCGUGUGCCAUUGAUUUCUUCAUUAAACAUAAUUUUGAGAGUCAAA
Pteropus alecto (black flying fox) is the source of this 2168-nucleotide messenger RNA. It is a transcript of the gene JAM2, whose product is annotated as junctional adhesion molecule 2. Bases 598 to 1494 code for a protein of 298 amino acids. The transcript has 10 exons. Gene Ontology annotation, cellular component: protein complex involved in cell adhesion; tight junction; cell surface. The record is from RefSeq and is a predicted model, not a curated record. NCBI's taxonomy places the organism in Eukaryota, Metazoa, Chordata, Mammalia, Chiroptera, Pteropodidae. Gene Ontology annotation, biological process: leukocyte tethering or rolling.